UCAAAAUUGUCAAAAUAAAAUAGUUCAAGUUGGCAAUUCUUUGCUCCUAGAUCUAUUAUUAGCUUGAUAAACAUGGCUGCUCACAAGUUGUGUGUUGUUUUGGGCCUGAUAGCUCUUGCGCAUGCAGCAUAUUCUGCGGCUCAACAUCGUACAUAUCUGAGAUUAACAGAGCAAGAGUUUACCAUGUUACCUCUUGAUAUUCUCCUUCAAUGCAUUUUUGCUCUCCUCAUCACUUGUUAUGGUGUGGUUCAUGUCGCUGGUAACUUUAAGGAGAUCAAAGCCAGCGCAGAGCAAGAUGCAAAAACAUGGGAAAUGUUGAGCAACAGACAAGGAUUCAACAUUUUUUACCACAGAGGGAAAGCAUUGUUUUCAAGUUGUAAAGGCUGACCUUUCAUUUAGUUGUCAUUGAACAUUCCUUCACAAAGAAUUUCUGAGACUACUAUUUAUUGUGGACAGUAUUGGAGUUAUGAAACAUUGAAUAUUUUGAUUGCUAACUCUGAAUUUUUUUUUGAUGGUUAUUUUAUGCUUGUGUUGUAUUUUCUGGGUUUGCACGAUCAUGUGAAGUACUGCACUUAUCCUUAAUAUUCAGAAUCAGAGGCAAUGCCAAUUAUUUUAUAAACAUAAGGAGUACCAUGAUAUGAACAGAAUUAUAAGAAAAUGAUAUUUUCCUGUUUUUCAAACUUGUUGUUUUUUUUUUUGGGCAGGGGGGGUAAAAAUCUAAAUCUUACUACAGUAUUUCUUCCAAAUGAAACAUUCUGAUGUUUGCACUAUUUUGUUUAUUGGGGGCAUUAUAAAUAUGUGUGUGCAGAGACUUAAAUUAAUUUAACAGUAUAAAGCUUAUCUUGAUUUAACAGUUUAAACUUUGUCCUUUUUUGUUGCUUUGGAUCUGUUAAAAAAAAUAGUUACAUUAAAUUGACAUUCUGAGCACAGUGUUUUGAAAUGUGAAAUACCUAUUUGAAAUGAAUUGUUGAAACUGUAACUUUCAGGUAUACAAUAAUUUUGUUGUGGCCUAAUGAUGGGAUGAUGUGGCUAGGAUGUGUUGAGUGUAAGACUGAAUUUCCUGAGUUUGUACCCUAUUAGACAAUUUUGGAUUUUUUCUUAUGAUUGUCAGUCUUGGUGGUUGCCGAUCAUUUUGAUCAUUGUGCAUUCUUUAGGUCAGGUAAACUCUAACAGAUAGUUCUUUUGCAAUAGUCAAUUUAAAAAAAAAACUAAUAAUCAAAGUAGUAAAAGUGCUUUACACUUGGAAGGAAUGGUGAAAGUCUUAUCAAUGAAAAUAUUUGAACAUGUUUCUUUUAAUUAAGUGAAUGAACUAAAUGUGAGUGAUGUUGUGUUCUAGUUUGAUAUCAAGGAUAUUUCUUACAAUGCAAGUUUCUACUUCUUUUUUUUCUUUAUUAUAUUGAAUCUGUGACUUUUGUAUAUAAACUUGUUCAUUUUUAAAGUUAUGAUUUGCUAGAUUCUAAUUAGAUUGAUUUUUUAAUUUUACAAUUUGUAAGUCAUAUGAUUCUGUCUGUGAAGACUUCCAUGUUUCUUGUGUAAUGGUUUCAUACUGUUUGUAGAAAUAAUAAUUGUGUUAGAAAAUGCUGAAUUCUGUUUGGAACUAGUUUCUUAAUAAACAGUUCAAUUCUAUUUUUAAUGUCACUGUUAAACCCACUGACAGUUUGGCAUAUUAAAUGGUAGUAUUCCAUGCAUAUACUUAGCAAUCCUGCUAGUGUUAUAGGAGUGUAUCCAAGGAUAUUUAAACACUUUUCUGUUACUGUGCUAAUAGGUUACUGUUCAUACAACUUUCUUGAUUUGGAAUUAUCAAAUGUAAAUGUCUUAUGCAUUCUGCCUAUGGUUUGUAACUGAGUUUUUGCAUUGGUAGAAACAGGAUGUAGAUCAUUUAUCCUUUCUCACCCACACCGCCCCCCUUUUCCUCCCAAUGAAUGAUUAAUGCGUGAAAAAUUCUAACUUAAGAUUGAAUUUUUUAAUGUUUUUUUUUUUUUU
Messenger RNA from Biomphalaria glabrata, 1983 nucleotides. RefSeq names its product ER membrane protein complex subunit 5-like. The record is from RefSeq and is a predicted model, not a curated record. NCBI's taxonomy places the organism in Eukaryota, Metazoa, Mollusca, Gastropoda, Planorbidae. The transcript is spliced from 4 exons. The coding region runs from base 73 to 387 and encodes 104 amino acids. Gene Ontology annotation, cellular component: early endosome; plasma membrane; Golgi apparatus.